Molecule: messenger RNA, 1680 nt
Organism: Mytilus trossulus (common blue mussel)
Lineage: Eukaryota; Metazoa; Mollusca; Bivalvia; Mytilida; Mytilidae
Product: transcription and mRNA export factor ENY2
Exons: 5
Coding region: 96-410 (104 amino acids)
Biological process (GO): positive regulation of DNA-templated transcription; regulation of transcription by RNA polymerase II; poly(A)+ mRNA export from nucleus
Cellular component (GO): SAGA complex; DUBm complex; nuclear pore
Molecular function (GO): chromatin binding; transcription coactivator activity
Source: RefSeq, a predicted model, not a curated record
GUUGAUGAACAUGCAAGACAAAAUAAAACGCACCAUUUCUGCAAGCGUCUAACAAACGUUGACCAGUAUUGUUGAAAUUAUUUUUUUAGUGAAACAUGGCUGGCAUUGGAGAUGACAGGAAGAUUAAGGAUGCUCAGAUGAGGGCAACUAUCAACCAGAAGUUGGUGGAAACAGGAGAAAGAGAAAGAUUAAAGGAACUGUUGAGGACCCGACUUGUUGAAUGUGGAUGGAGAGACCAACUAAAACAGUAUUGUAAAGAGGUAGUAAAACAGAAAGGAUUAGAACAUAUCACAGUAGAUGAUUUAGUGGCUGAAAUAACACCCAAAGGAAGAUCAUUGGUUCCAGAUAAUGUAAAGAGAGAAUUAUUACAGAGAAUAAGAACAUUCCUGGCUCAGCAGUCUAAUAUAUAAAGUAUAUACCUCAGGGAUUAUCAGAGGAGAGUGGACUGUACACACAUCAUUCCUUUAGAAGUGUAUUGGACUAGAUAUAGCCACAAUCUAAUAAGCAAUAAUGUUUAUAACUUUAACAUAACGAAAAGUCUAAGACUAUGUUCUUGACUUUAAUUUUUUUUUAUAUCACUUGUAUACCGUGUAUGGAAUGAUAGUAUGCGUCUCAUUUUGCAAAGUGAUAAGGAAAUGAUCUACUUUGAAACUCUUGUAGUUAAAACUUGGAGAGCAAUGUUUGUGAUUUAGUAAUAUAUACACUGUCACAGCUGGGAGUCAGAAAUUGGUUUCACUUCAAGAAUACUAUAUAAAUUACAUGUGACCUUUGAAAACAAAAUGCAUGUGUUAAGUUUACAUUGCUUGGAAAAUAUUCCAUAAUAAUAUUUGAGAAAAGAAAGGUCAACAAUUUUGAAUUUAAGGAUUAGGAUUUCCACAAAAUAUUUCUAUAAUUUUUUUUGGAGGAAACUAGAGGUCAAAAUCAUUUUUUUUUUCAAAUUUAACAAAAGAUUUUCUUUUUGUAUUAGCCACAUUUUAGAUUAGAUUUUGUCAUCUUUUGAACAGACAGUGUGCUAUUGGAGACCUUAUUUUUAAACAGCAUUAUAUAUUAUGUAUUUUUUUACUAGGCGAAGUUGUACUCUUUUAACAUUCAGUUUCUUGUCUGUUUACUUUAUUUGAAGUGAAUGUUUUAAAAAAAGUUUAAAAAAAAAGAAAUGUUGAAUGAUAUUUUGCCAUAUCUGUCUUGUAGUUAUUGUCUCUUAUUACUUGAAUUAUUGUAAUAAUGAUAAGUACAAAAUACUUAUAUCUAUUUUUAUAUAUACAUUAUUUAGCUCAAUAUAUAUACUUCUAGUCUGUUAUUCCAUAUUAUCUUUAGAGGCCAAAAUAAACAUAUCUUGGGUUCCCAUCCAUUCUAUCAUGUCAAGAUAUACAUUUACUCUUUCCCGUCCUUUUGUCUUAUGAUAUUAGUAGUCUUAUGUGCAAUCAUACCACUCUUUUUAUAUAACCCAUUCAUUGGUAAGACAUUUCCCAAAUCAUGAACUUUAUUCUGAUUAUAUAUGAUUAAAGCAUGCUUUAUCCCUUUCUGAUUUGGGGCAAUGAAACUGAAUAAAGAGUAUAUGAUUAGAUGAUUUGAAGAUAAUAUUGGUUUCAUAAGUUAUAAACAAUCAUUUAGUCUUCCAAAAUAUUAUCUAAAUUGAAUAUGAUGGUGAAAAUGUAUUUGAAUUAAAGUGCGGUAACAUAU